CCACAGCCGCCAUCCCGGCAGUCAGCUCUGUGCGGAGCUGUUUAGCAACUCGCGCCAUUGAUCACUUAAACAUCCUGCUGAGCAGUGCCCCGGCUCCUCUGCAGCCCUGACAGGCCUCUAACAGUCCCAUGCUGGCUAACCUCCCAACCUGUCCUUCCAAUGAGAUGCCAGCUGGCCCACCGCCGCCACAGCUCCACCACAACCAUCAUCAUCCAGGGGAGGCUGGUUGAGUGAAGACGGUGCAUAGAGGGGGAGAGAAAAGCAUCCUCCAGCAGCUGCGCCUCUCAUGCCUCCUUUCCUGACGCCGAGCGAAGCCUCUCCCAUACAGAUGAGCGCCUGGGAGCCACGCACCUCUUGACGUAGCCACAGACCGUUUGCGGUGCCACUCGGGCUCCGUCAGCACGUAUUGCGCAACGUGAGCGCUGCUUAACUGCAUCCGCGGCGGGGAAACAUCCUGCUCCCACCGUCGCGUGAAUCCACCAGGAAAAAGAACAAGUGGUCUCGCAACGCCGAGACGACACCUCCGAGGAGCUUGGAGGAGAAGCCGUUCGCCGCCGCUGCUCACCGGACUGAACCAUCCCCUCGUCGCUGCCGCCGGGAGAGAUGAGUUGAGCGCACAGCGUCGGCGGUGCAGUCGUGAUGGGACUGUGAGAGCGCACGAUCCUCCACCGCGGUAAGAAUCGCCAACAGCAGCUUGACGACUUUAUCCACCAGGACAUGAUGGGAACGGUGAGAAUUUGAGUGAGGCUGCAGCUGAUGGCUUCGUUUGACAGCGUGCAGUCAGUGCAGCAGCAGCAGCAUCCGCGGAGCGAGCCGUGGCCACAGCUGGAAUAGAGAAGCAAUGUCCGUGGGUACCGAGCCUCCCUCAGCCCGUUGUCAGCAGCGUCUGUGUGCGCCCACGGUUAUCCGCCCCGGGGGUUUUCACUAAAGACGAGACACACACUGUCCCCCCCUGUGAGGAGGAGGGCAUCCACCUGGAGGCGAAGAGAGGUCGCUGUUUGAGAUAAGGCCGGGCUUUCUGCAGCGCCUUCCCCGCAUCCUCCGGCGGCGCCUCUGUGCCGCCAGCGCUGCGCUUUUUGACUUAAUGGUACUGGACAUCCAAACCAUCCCCACCUGAGUCUUUAAAUACCUUCACAGCCACAGUCAGUCGACGUGAGGACCAGAGCAGCGCCGCGUCUAUGCACCUCACUUAGGCUGCACCUCCCCGGAGAGGACUUCUUGCCAUUGAGAGCUGGAUAUGCAGAGAUUAACGUGAAAGAAAGGAUGGAUCUAAUUAUCUGUGUUUUGGGGCUGCUGGCGCUGAUCGUGGAGGGCAUCCUAUGCCAAGGAGUGUAUGCACCUCCGACUGUUCGCAUUAUACACUCAGGGCACGCCUGUAAUGUGGAGGAGGAGCGGCACACCGAGAGAGUCUACACCAUCCGAGACGGAGAAACCUUGGAGCUCACCUGUUUGGUUACGGGUCAUCCUCGGCCACAAAUCCGAUGGACCAAGACAGCCGGCAGUGUGUCGGACCGCUUCCAGGACUCCAGUGUGUUCAAUGAAACGUUGCACAUUGCAAAGAUCCUGAGGACCCAGGGAGGUCGCUACUACUGCAAGGCAGAGAACGGUCUCGGCUCGCCCGCCAUCAAGUCCAUCAGGGUGGAUGUCUACUACCUUGACGACCCAGUGGUGACCGUGCAUCAGAGUAUAGGAGAAGCAAAGGAACAGUUCUACUACGAGAGGACCGUGUUCCUCCGCUGCGUGGCCAACUCUAACCCGCCUGUCCGCUACAGCUGGCACCGUGGGAGGGAGGUCCUGACUCAGGGCUCGGACAAGGGUGUGGAGAUCUACGAGCCAUUUUUCACGCAGGGGGAAACGAAGAUUUUGAAGCUGAAGAACCUGCGUCCUCAGGACUAUGCAAACUACAGCUGCAUCGCCUCUGUCAGAAAUGUGUGUGGGAUCCCCGACCGCAGUGUCAUCUUCAGACUCACCAAUAAGACAGCCUCCCCAUCCAUCAAGCUGCUGGUGGAGGAUCCGAUCGUGGUCAAUCCUGGCCAGACGGUAUCGUUGGUGUGCAUCACCACAGGUGGGGAGCCUCCCCCCAUACUCACCUGGCUCAGCAGUAAUGACAGCCUGCCGCAGAGAAGCGUAGUGAAGGGGGGUACGCUCACACUACCGGCCAUCUCUUCAGAUGAGGCGGGGGUGUACAGCUGCGUGGCCAGCAACAAUGUGGGAAACCCGGCGAAGAAGUCCACCACCAUUGUUGUGCGAGCUUUGAAAAAGGGACGAUUCUGGAUCACUCCUGACCCCUACCACAAUGACGACAACAUCCAGAUUGGACGUGAAGUCAAGAUAUCUUGUCAGGUCGAGGCGACCCCACCAGAGGAGCUGACGUUUAGCUGGCUGAAGAACGGGCGUGGGCUGCGGAGCUCGGAGCGUAUGGUCAUCACCCAGACGGACCCUGACAUCUCCCCAGGGACCACCAACCUGGACAUCAUAGACCUCAAGUUCACCGACUUCGGCACGUACACCUGUGUGGCUGCUCUGAAGGGAGGAGGCAUCCCCGAGAUUAGCAUCGACGUCAACAUCUCCUCCACAACUGUUCCCCCCAACCUGACAGUCCCCAGGGGCAAGUCCCCUCUGGUGGCCCGCGAGGGUGACACAGUGGAGCUGGAGUGCCUUGUUUCAGGGAAACCCAAGCCCAUCAUCCUGUGGUCGCGAGCGGAUAAGGAGGCGCCGAUGCCGGACGGCAACUGGCAGAUGGAGAGCUACGAUGGUGUGCUGCGUAUUGUUAAUGUAUCCAGGGAGAUGACGGGCUCGUACCGCUGCCAAACCAGCCAGUAUAAUGGCUUCAACGUGAAGCCCAGAGAGGCCGAGGUGGAGCUGAUCGUACAAUACCCGCCGACUGUAGAACCGGUUUACUCCGAGAUGCGUCAGGGCCUUGGGAGACCUGUGGUGAUGACCUGCAGGGUGCUGCGAGCCCACCCCUCCCGUGUGCUAAGGUUUGAGUGGCUUCUCUCAAACCGGCUACUCCACGCCGGAGCCUUCGACGCUCAAAAAGAUGAGACAGAGUACACGAUCCGCAGCCUCAAUCGCGACGGCUGGGGGGAGUACACGUGUAAUGUCAUCAACGAGGCCGGUGCAGGCAAAUGCACCUUCGAGGUCACAGGGAAGGCCUACGCCCCUGAGUUCUACUAUGACACCUACAGCCCUCUGUGGCAGAACAGACCCAGAAUCUACGGCUUCAAACUCCAGUGGACCCAGAUGAACCCCAACGCCGUGGACCGCAUUGUUGCCUACAGACUUGGCCUCAGACAGAUGGGGUUGCAGCGCUGGUGGGAACACGAGAUCCCUGUGGAUGGAACAAUCAACAAAGGGGAGCUCAUGACUCACAACCUGACUGAGCUGAUUAAGCCUGAAUCCUUUGAAGUGCGCCUCACCCCUAUCACACGGUUCGGAGAGGGUGAUUCCACCAUCCGCAUCGUCACCUACAGCGCUCCCAUCAACCCUCAUCUGAGAGAGUUCCACUGCAGCUUUGAGGAGGAGCCCAUCUGCAUGUUCACCCAGGACAAGAACGAUGAUUUCGAUUGGACACGGCACAGCGCUGCCACCCGUGACACCAAGUACACACCCAACACUGGGCCUAGUGGUGAUCGCAGUGGUUCCAAGCAGGGUUUCUACAUGUACAUUGAGACGUCGAGGCCACGGAAGGAAGGGGACCAGGCGCGGCUCGUAAGCCCCUUCUUCAACGUAGCACCUAAAAACCCCUACGGUAUCACCAACCCACCCGCCUACUGCUUCAGCUUCUUCUACCACAUGUAUGGAAAACACAUAGGAACACUGAAUGCCUUCCUAAAGCAGAAGGGCCAAACGACCUCAGAGGGUCCUGUGUGGUUGCUAAGUGGUAACCAAGGUGACCGUUGGAAGCAGGCCAAAGUAAGCAUCCACCCGACAGCGUCCUUCCAGGUGGUACUUGAAGGUGUCCGGGGACCAGGUAUUGAAGGAGACAUCGCCAUCGACGACGUCACGCUGGAGGAAGGGGAGUGUCGAGACCCUCCGCCCAAUCUCAGCUCUAAGGCUCCAUCAACAUCCUCCCAUAUAUGGCUGCUAUGCAUCACCUUGGUGAUGACCCUCCUAGAAGGUCAGAGGUGACCCUCCUCUCCGUCACCUCAGAGGCAAAUAUUCAGACCCACCGUCUGUGAGCUAUCCUCGGCAUCCAAUCACCAAAGAUUCAUGCAUCCUGAAAGCAGCAGGGGUCCGCUGAUGGACCGCGGAGGGACCGAAAUCAAUAAAAGAAAGAAAAAAUUGUGAUGAAAAAGUUACACAAAAAUUAAUAAAGAAGUUGCGCUAAUUUUUUUAAAGAGACCUCUUUUACAGAAAACACUCCUCGGUGCAGGACUCGGGAGCACGAGCACAAAGACAGGUGGGCAACGAGUGAAGCCUGGACUUUGGUGAAAGACUUCUCAUGCGUCGAGGGAGGACAGUUUGUAAAGCACAAGAACUAUUUUAUGAAGUCAUGAAAAUAUCUUUGGAAGGCAGCGGAAUAUAAACACUGCUGACUUUUUCAAAAGGAAAUAACAUUUUCCUUCUAACGAAUACACAGAGUCAAUCUUUCUCUGUGUAUCUUUAUCUUCAUUUUCUUGCACCAGAUGCCAAUCCCCCGACACCUGUUUUUCACUCGAGCCUAGCCUCUAUCACACCCUGGCAUUUCCUUAUCUGCUUGGUGCUGUACUGUAGAAAAACAAGGACUCCGGCAACUUUAAGUUCUGUCUGCUUACUCCCCCUGUAGCUGCCUAUGUAUCUUUUAACACUGUGCUCACGAGUCCAAGUGGCCAACCGACGGAAUGGUGGCAGAACAAUAUAUGAAGAGGAAGAAUCAGCGAAGGUGUAGACAGCUGGACUGGAGGGCAGAAGAAGGUUCAAGCUUCUGAGUUGAAAUAAGAGGAAGAGGUGGAGAGAGGGCAGAGGGAGGAACAGGAGGAACAGGCAGAGAGAGGUCCGAUUAGUCAGGCCUGACUCCGACAUUCAGUCAGCGGUCCACCUGUGGAGCCGAAGCCACUUUACUUUCUGCCAUGAAACAAAGUGCCUUCAGAUUACAAACCGAAUCGUGAGCCUGGGCGUUAAUCAAAUUCGAACACAUCUCUGUUCAUGUUUCCUCUGAUGGGCUAUUUUCUACAUGUUUCUUUUGCCCCACAAGUGCUGAUGGGAGGACACGCGUUCAGAGGGGAGUACGGGGGGUCGUGCAACACCUGGAUCUUACUGCUGACGAUGGGACAGUUGCCAGUGUGUGUGUUGUAUGCGUGCGUGUGUGUGUCUGUGUGUGUGCAUGCGCCUAAGCCUAUGCCUACGCGUUGUUCAGUGUGAGGGCAGCCGACCAGGUGGUGCUGGCAGACCCCAAGCACAGAUUUGGAAACAGUUUGGAUCAAAAGCAGCGGCAACGGUGAGAGUGAGAGUGAGGCCCUGGAUCUUUUUUGCAUAAGGACAGUUUAAGAUCAUGCAGGAGGAUAAAGACACUUUGUUGAAUUAAUACCCCACUCUCUUCCCAUAAUUCUCCCUCUCUCUUUUUUUUUUAACAAAAGAAAAGAACAACUGCUGAAUAAAACAUUGUGUUGUACAGGGAGGAGAGUAGGAACCUUUGGACUGCAGGCUCUUCAUUAGGGUGAUUGGCCUCGCCCCUGUGCUCCACCAUUUAUAUGGAACAAUAUGAGAAUAAAAGAUAAUAAUGACCAUAAUAAUAGUCAUGAUAUUUUAUUACUCUAGCGAGAAUGUUUCUCUGCUUUUACACAAACUGUGAAGAUUGACUGUGGAAGAUCUACCUGAGACCAUAACCUUAACCAGCGGGGUUUUUAAAAAAUGUAUUGUAAAAAAGAGAAAAUAAGAAAAUGAAAAAUUCCGUUCAUUGUUGGUUAUGACAAAUGUUUUGAGGACUUGUGUCUUGUUUCUUAUUUUUUCUGUUGAAGAUGACUUAACUUCCUUUCUCUUCUUGUUGUCUCCCUUUGCAUUGCUGAAGUAUCAAAGCCGAUGGAAGCAUAAGAACCAAUUUGGUAACUGUAUAACUUGUAAAUGUUAAAGAAGCUCUAUUCAAAGGUUUAUGAUAAAUGUUUUAUGUUGGAGUACAGGAAGCACAACAGUUCAAGGUCUCAACAUAUAAAAUCCAUUUCAUAUUUCUCUGCACAUGCGUGACCUACUUUCACAGAUUCAGGCUUCUCCACACUCUGGAACGAAUUCACACUUAACAGCAAGUUGUUCAUUUUUUCCUCGUUAAAUUCAUAUUUAUAGUGCGACCACAAUGCAAGAGAACACAAAGGGAAGCCGGUCAGUGGAUGAGAUCUUCAUGAAUGCUGACGGGACUAAAGGUUCACAGUGUUGUGGUUGUUCAGCGUAUGUAGCCUCUUCAGUGGAAGCCUGGGUUCAUCCAAGUGGGUCGCGUACAUGUGUGAGCAUAAAGCUGUGUACAAAUAAGUGUGAAAAGAAACUGAUACAUGUAAAGAAGAUAAAUAUGUGAAGCAAAACAGAGCAGAAUGAUGAACAUUUCAGGGCAUCCUUACCAUAGCAUUAUGGUCUGUAUGAUAUUAUUACAGAGAUGUUGGUAUUAUAUGCUGUCCAUUUCUGAUUUUAGUAAUUUCAGACUUGUUUUUUUUUUUCCAUAAGGCCCAGAUCAAAAUGAAUGUAAAUGGAGUUCUGGGGAAAGUUGUUAUUUUUUUCUUACAGUCGUACCAGAUGUAAUGUUUUACUAAAACAUAUGUUAUUUUUACGGGGAUGUGCUUUUGAUGAUGAGAACCUACAGACUGUCCCAGGCUGUUUCAGACACAUCAAGAACAGGACGUCCAUCCGACCUUGACACGGACUUUGACGCAACUUCCAAAAGUAGAAGUUCAGAUAAAAUCAUCUAUUAGCUCUAUCACUCUGUAGUAUAGUAUGAUUAAAAGUGCCAAAGUGCCCCGUGUAGUUGUCAGUGUUACUAGAGAUGGAGUGUCUUAAGGACGAUUUGGGAACUGUUUCUUUUAAAGCCACCCUGAGCACUUGGUCUCCUAUUCAUGAAAUGGGCAAUUUACUUUUAAACAAAUUGUAAGAAUUUACAUGACAUUAUUAAAAGCUAUGGUAUUUGGUAUUGUUGUCAGUGGUUUAAGGGAACAAUGUUACAUUGGUCACAUAACUGCCUUGAGUUUGAUUUAUUAAUCC
Paralichthys olivaceus (Japanese flounder) is the source of this 7161-nucleotide messenger RNA. The record is from RefSeq and is a predicted model, not a curated record. NCBI's taxonomy places the organism in Eukaryota, Metazoa, Chordata, Actinopteri, Pleuronectiformes, Paralichthyidae.